This is a messenger RNA of Trachymyrmex septentrionalis, 4570 nucleotides long. RefSeq names its product high affinity cAMP-specific and IBMX-insensitive 3',5'-cyclic phosphodiesterase 8A-like (gene Pde8). Gene Ontology annotation, biological process: signal transduction; positive regulation of ERK1 and ERK2 cascade. Gene Ontology annotation, molecular function: 3',5'-cyclic-nucleotide phosphodiesterase activity. The record is from RefSeq and is a predicted model, not a curated record. The coding region runs from base 1049 to 3688 and encodes 879 amino acids. The transcript has 20 exons. Lineage: Eukaryota; Metazoa; Arthropoda; Insecta; Hymenoptera; Formicidae.
UAUCUCUUUAACUUUAAACUUUAAAUAUCCGUAUCUUGGUAUAGGAACUGCAGAUUUGUAUCACUAUGAAAACAGUGUCUCUGGUAAUUAUGCACACAACACUAUUUGCCCAUUUCAUGCCCACACAACGCGUAAUCGGACGAUUUACGUGAACGGCUAUCUCUGCAGAAUGUCUCUAAUUGCGCAUGCCGAGGAUACAGUUAUGUGGCUGCCAAGUGAUACAGCUAUUUGAGAUGCGUCGCGGAACUUUUGAAUUACAUGUAGACACUUUCGGUGGAAGAUAAGAUAAAGCUGACUGGGAAAAUUGCACUGACGUAUGACCUCGCACACGCGAAAUCUUCGCCUCGGUCUUGACGCGCGUUCAAUGCUGACUUAAUCGUUAACGGUUGCAGAGUUUUCGCGAAAUUUCUGUUUGUUUCAACGAGAGCAAACGUUUUGUCUGACUUUUUAAUGAAUAAUUAAUAACUAUCGCAUAUUGUAAACGUUACGAAUGUUUACUAAAUCUGUUUGAAAGUGAAAAAUUCCAAGUGAUUGAAAAAAAUCCCAGUUGAUGCAACAUAAAUUUCACCAGUACUCAUUAUUAAUUACUCGAUUAUUUAAUCGAGUAAUUUAACGAUUUAGCAUAUCAUUCUAAAGUGGUUUAGUCUCGGCUUUAUUAGCGCAAUCUUUUAUGUACGUUAAUUAAUGUAAAAUAGUAUCCGCACAAUCAAUGUUUGGGUUAUGCAAAAUCAGUGCGCAGAGGACUGUUUCCUUCGGUCUCGAGAUAAGCAAAUUGAUAUGGUGCAUGAGCGUGCAUUUUUACACACACGCGUGCACGGUAAGCACACGUUUCAAUUAAAUAAUGUUAAAUUCUCAGCAAUUUUAUUUUUUUUCUAAAUGAAAAAGAGGAGAUUUUGCUUCUACCAAUCGCCUUCGAUGAAAGGUAACCUAACGAUACUUGUCGCGGCUGUCAUUGACGAUUCAGAAUCUGGCCGGAUGCUUUCCGAAAUUUCCGACAAUGUGAGAGAUAACAAGAAGGCUCAUCGCGAACUGAAAACUCGUCUUAAGAAUGGGAUGCAAGAUUAGUGUACUGAAGUGCAUGAGAGGCAAAGUCGAGCAGGAGAAGAGUACAUCGUCGGAAACUAGCAGUUCUAUCGUUAUAAGCGAUCCAACAGAAUCCGACAGGGAUGAAGACAGUCUGUAUUUCGCGUUCGACACACACAAGUCUUAUAAUUUUAACGCCGAAGAGGACGAUCAAAAAGUAGCGCAACGUAAGACAGAUGCGUUUGACAUUGUGGCUGAAAAGAAUGAAAAAACACCCUUCGAGGACAGCACGCACAAUGAGAACGGCGAUUACUUGACUGUCAAAGGACCUCAAGAUUUUAGUAAUUAUUUAUUGACAACUGACGUUCCUAAUAUUAUAAGAAUUUUAUUAGUCUUUAGCAACGAUGACCAACAAAUGGACUUACUUGCUAAUACCGCGAGAAGAUUGGGAUGGAGUGUAUCGGUGGCAAAAGAUGCGGAAAAAGCAUUAGAACUUUUCCAAAAUCGUGCUCACGAAUUAGUGAUUAUCGAUCAUAGAGCACAUCACGCUGACGAGGGUGAUGCUAUUUGUAGAGCAAUUAGGUCAAGUCCGGUUUAUCACAGUUCUGUCAUUAUCGCGCUCGUAAAGAAAUCGUACUUCAUGCUUGAUGAAAAAGACCAUAUAGUUGCAUUAAACUUGCUAGAAACAGGUUUUACUAGAACACUGAUGGAAUGUUCUCACGAAGGUAUAUUAAUAAACGAAUUAGUAGAGAUAUAUACUAGCUCAAUAUUGCCGAGAACUCAACUAGCAGCAGCGCAUGCAUUAUAUUUGGCACUCGACAGAUGCCGCGAUAUGGUGCAUGUGACUAAUGAUAAAAACAUUGUACAGUUUCUAAAUAAAGUCAGCGAAAAAUUGUUAGGAUAUAAGGUAGAAGAGAUGAUGGGAAGAAACCUCUCGGAAAUAGUAUACUACGAAAAUUUUUCUCUCAUGGAACAACAACUGAGUAAAGGCCGAGAAUUCGAAGGAAAUAUGAAUUGCAAAAGAAAAAACAAUCAAAUGAUUACGAUCAAUUGCAGGAUAAUUCCGUUCUGUAUCACAUUAAAAAAACCAAGUCAUUAUAUAUAUGUAUACGAUACUACGUAUUUAUCGGAAAAUUCAGCGCCAAUAAGCCCAAUUAGCAGCCCGUUGCAUCCUCCUCUUAAAACGAAUAUGACGAACACGCGGAAAUCCUCAGAUGUCAGAUCUGGUUCUAUAAGUGAAGAUAAAGGCCGUAGACGGUCCAGCUUGCAAAAAUUGCAUACCUUACAACUGGAAGCUCCUAUCACUAAAGUCAUUACGUUACUUUCGAAUGCAGUCACGGAUACAACUAAUCCGGAAACAGCAGCGCAGAUCGAGAAAGCAAUCGAUAUCCUAAAGACGACGGAACUCUACGUACCGCAUCUUAAGGAAGAUAGAGCAAUGUGUAGCGAUCCAGUUGCUACGGAUCUCGUUGGCGCAUUACUUGCCUCUCCGCGCACAGCAUGGGAAUCCAGAAGGUCAUCGUCGGAUUCUGCGAGACUAUCCACUAUCAAGGCUAUCACCAGUCCGGCCAAUUUACGCAUGCAAGUAAAAAAUUUCCGGGGGCCGCAAGAAAUUACGGAGAUACUGGACAACAGUCUUGACUGGGACUUCGAGAUAUUUAAGCUUGAAGUACUGACGGAAGGAAGACCGCUUGUUUUUUUGGGAUUGACAAUCAUGAAUUUAUAUCAUGCGCCCGCUACAUUACAUUGCGAUGAGAGAACGUUACAGAACUGGCUAGCCAUUAUUGAACACAAUUACAACGCAGAGAAUAGCUAUCACAACUCCACGCACGCUGCCGAUGUCUUGCAAGCCACUGCGAGAUUUAUGCAAUCAAAAAGACUCAAAGAAAUUUUAGAACCUUUAGACGAGGUUGCUGCUCUAGUAGCCGCCGCUGCGCACGACAUUGAUCAUCCUGGACGAUCUAGUCAAUUUCUUUGCAAUGCCAACAGUCGUUUGGCAAUACUCUACAAUGAUUUAUCGGUUCUCGAAUCGCAUCAUGCAGCCUUAACAUUUAAACUAUCAUUGUCCGACGAUAGUGUGAAUAUCUUUAAAAAUAUGGACCGAGAUGCAUAUAAACUGUUACGACAAAAUGUCAUUGACAUGAUUCUGGCGACCGAAAUGACGAAGCACUUCGAGCACCUGGCGAAGUUCAUGAAUGUUUGCAGCGCAAGAAUUGGCGAUGAAGAGACAUAUUCAAAUUCUCUGGACAUGACUGUGGUAUUACAGCCAGAUAAUGUAAUACUAGUUAAAAGAAUGAUGAUCAAAUGCGCGGACGUAUCUAAUCCAACGCGGCCAUUGAAACGUUGCGUCGAAUGGGCGAGACGAAUCGCGGAGGAAUAUUUUAAUCAGACCGAUGAGGAAAAAAAAUUGAAACUGCCAGUCGUAAUGCCAAUGUUCGAUAGAAUGACGUGUUCAAUACCGAAAUCGCAAAUCGGUUUCGUCGAUUAUAUCAUUAACGAUAUGAUUGAGGCUUGGGAUGUGUUUAUCGAUAUGCCAGAAAUAGUGGGUUAUAUGCGACACAAUUACGAGAAAUGGAAAGAAUAUAUUGAACAAGGUAUAUCCACUUUACAAGACGUCGAGAAACUACAACAACAUCCCGAGAUGCAAAUAUUGCGAUUAUCUUGAUAAGCGUGUCUCGUUUUGCAUCUCGUUCCAUGCCUCGUUAUGUAAUAUUUAUGCUGCGAUUAUCGCAAAGAAAUGUAUAGUAUUUAUGUAUUUAAGGAUAGAGCAAUGAUGUCGCGUCUUCUCGAGUCGUUUUUAAGAAAAUACAUAUAAUUUGCCGUUUCGCGUGCCACUAGCAUUUUCAUUAUUUAUAUAUAACUCCAUUCCUCUCAAUGACAUUUGUCGUAUUAUUAUUUUAAACAUGUGUGUAACUCAUUAAUAAGAUACUUGUAGUCUAAUGAAAGAAAUACCUUUGUGUAUGCAGCUCCGAAGAAUGUUAUUUCGAACGAAGUCUUCGCUGCGUUCGCACAUGCUGAUCAUUAAAUUUGUACGUGAGACCGACAAAUAAAUAAGAAUAUUGCAUUUGAAAUUGUUUCUUAUUUUUUAUAGCCAGAAAUGAAUUCCUUGCCUAAUUUUGCCAUUAAGUUUCAACAAUAUAACUAAUAUUUGGAAUAGAGAGGAGAAUUGGUAUAACUUAAAUCGAAAAAAAACGCACAAUGUAGGUCAGAUUUCACUUUAUUGUUUCUUUCAGCCAAGAAAUGGCAUAGGGCCUAUUUCUAUGCGCUGCAUAAAAAAAAAUACAGAAUUAUAAAUUAUAAAAUACAGAAUUAUAAAAGGUAAAUAAAAUCAGAUAUAAAAUGUAAGCCGUAUCCAGAUAAAAUUUUACACAGUUUUUAUCAACAGAGCGUAUACAAUUUCAGUUAUGCAAAUUACAAAUUUUUUGUUUUUUUGUUAAUACAGAAAACACACAUUCGAUUUUUCAAUUUGAAACUGUCCUGAUAUAAUGUUGUUGCAUCUAAGAAUUAGACAAUUACAUUUAUGCAUAUAAAUGUAUAUAAACCAAAA